Neoarius graeffei (lesser salmon catfish) is the source of this 3985-nucleotide messenger RNA. It is a transcript of the gene alpl, whose product is annotated as alkaline phosphatase, biomineralization associated. Lineage: Eukaryota; Metazoa; Chordata; Actinopteri; Siluriformes; Ariidae. The transcript is spliced from 12 exons. The coding region runs from base 165 to 1763 and encodes 532 amino acids. Gene Ontology annotation, cellular component: plasma membrane. Gene Ontology annotation, biological process: dephosphorylation. The record is from RefSeq and is a predicted model, not a curated record. Gene Ontology annotation, molecular function: alkaline phosphatase activity.
UCUGUGCGCGCGCUUCAGCCGGCGUUAUAAAAGCAUUCACGCAUCAGCGGAUUAAACGCACAGCCGCAUGAAACGCAGGAUAAAGAGGACCUUGUGAAGGAGAAGACCGAAGACUUGAAAACCUUUUUCCUGGCUGGCUGUCAAAUGCGACAGAUGUCUGAGAAAUGAUGUAUAAGGACAGCAUAAUUAAAGCUAUCAUGCUUAUCUUGUCUUGCCUGCUCUGGCAAGUCCAGGGGAAGCCAUUGUUUCCUGAUCAGGAGAAGGAUCCUGAAUUUUGGAACUCAUGGGCACAGCGUACAUUGAUGAAGGCUCUGAAGAAAGAGCAUAACACAAACAUUGCCAAGAAUCUUAUCCUCUUCCUGGGAGAUGGUAUGGGUGUAUCUACAGUGACAGCGGCGAGAAUCCUGAAGGGUCAGCUAAGCGGCCACUAUGGAGAGGAGGGUCAGCUGGAGAUGGACAAAUUCCCCUAUGUGGCCCUGUCUAAGACCUACAACACCAAUGCUCAGGUGGCAGACAGUGCUGGCACAGCUACGGCAUACCUGUGUGGUGUAAAGGCCAAUGAGGGCACAGUGGGUGUGAGUGCAGCAGCUGUGAAGGGCCAGUGUAACACCACACGGGGCAAUGAGGUCACCUCCAUCCUUAAAUGGGCCAAAGAUGCAGGAAAAUCUGUAGGCAUAGUAACAACAACACGAGUGAACCAUGCCACCCCGAGUGCAGCAUAUGCCCACUGUGUGGACCGUGAGUGGUAUUCGGAUGGAGAUAUGCCUGCUGAGGCAGUGCAGGAGGGCUGUAAGGACCUUGCCAGACAACUCAUUGAGAACAUUCCCAAUAUUAAUGUAAUCAUGGGUGGUGGACGAAAGUACAUGUUUCCUGAAAACAUGUCGGAUGUGGAAUACCCUGGUGAAAAGAAGCACAGUGGGACACGCAAAGAUGGCCGUAAUCUGAUCCAGGAAUGGAUUAACAGAACAAAGGACAAGAGGGGUUACUAUGUGUGGAACAAAAGGGAGCUCCUUUCAAUAAAUCCCUCUUCUGCUGACUAUCUCCUGGGGCUGUUUGAGCCAAGAGACAUGCCUUAUGACCUGGAGAGGAACAGCAGCACUGAUCCUUCCCUCACUGAGAUGGUGGAUGUGGCUAUAAAGAUCCUCAAAAAAAGCCCCAAGGGCUUCUAUUUGCUAGUAGAAGGUGGCCGCAUUGAUCAUGGACACCAUGAGGGCAAAGCAAAACAGGCCCUGCAUGAGGCUGUAGAAAUGGACCGUGCCAUUGGUCGAGCCGAUCUCCUCACCAGCAUCCAUGACACCCUGACUGUUGUUACUGCUGAUCACUCGCAUGUCUUUAACUUUGGAGGCUAUACAGUGCGUGGAAACACCAUCUUUGGACUGGCACCUAUGGUGAGUGAUGUUGACCAGAAGCCCUUCACAUCCAUUUUGUAUGGGAAUGGCCCUGGAUUCAAGUUCAUCAAUGGUUCCAGGGUCAAUGUAUCCACUGUGGAUUAUCAGGAAAACAACUAUCAAGCCCAGGCAGCUGUUCCAUUAAGCAUGGAAACUCAUGGAGGUGAAGAUGUUGCCAUUUUCUCCAAAGGGCCCAUGGCACACUUGCUUCAUGGAGUGCAAGAGCAGAACUACAUUCCCCAUGUCAUGGCAUAUGCAGCCUGCAUUGGCCAGAACAAAGAACACUGCAUCUUGGACAACAGCUCUGCUCCAUCGGUCACAAUGUUUCCUCUCACUCUCGGUCUAUUAAUUGUAGUCUUUUGGUUAAUGUGCUGAACCCUCUGCUUUUGCCAACUUACUUACAGACUUACUUAUAGACUUUAUUAUCUGAGCACCAACUGAUGGAUUAUAUAUAUAUAUUUUUUUCAAAAAAGUAUCCAUUUUGAAAGUGUCUUUGUACUAUAUUUUACACUUUGGGAUCACUGUUUAUACAUUUUGAAGAGAAUAAAAACAAAUCGCAAAGUGAUAUAAAGAUGAAUGACUGACCGAAGGCCCAAAAGGGAAAUUAAGACCAAUAACAUGAUCAUGGAAGGAUGUUCUUUUCUUUCCUCCUGUAGUACAUAACUUAGAAAUAUUGGCAUAAUACACUGUUAAACCAAAGGCACAAUUAAGCUGUUUUAAAUUUAGUUUUUAAAUGUUACUCACAAUUUCUUACAACCUACUGGAUAAUAUCUUAAUUCCAAUGUUCUAGCUGGUCUUUUCAAGCUGUAAGGCUGUAAGUACUUUUCAAUUCUAUAUAGUUUGAAUGUUAAUGAUAAUCAGCCCUGUCAAUAACUGCUGGUGAUUUUGCCACUUAUAAAUGUACCAUCACCAGCUACUUGCAGUGGGGUUUUUUUUAAUUACUUUUCCCUGUAUUUUUAUGUGACAUGCUUUUGUUUUUAUUCACUGAGAAAAGUGAUCUUUUUAAAUGGCAAGAAUCAUGUUUGUGCUAUGACAACAGCCACUGUUUACUAGUAUCUGUGUCAGUACUGUGCAUACGUUAUCUAACCAAGUGAAAUUUACACUUCAUAAAUGUGAAGUCUGUUGAUGACCUCACAUAGUUUGAUUGAUUAUUUGUCAUUAAUGAAGUACAAAGUUAAUAGACAAAUAAAAAGUGCAAUUUGUGUUAGCUUUUGUUUAGAUUAAUAGAAUUACAAUUGAAUAGAAGUUUCAGUAACAUUUUUGCAUUGUGUUUAAUAGUAUUAUAAAUACAUGUCUCAAUUAUAUUAAGAAUAAUUUACAUUGACUCAGUUUUAACAAGUUCCUCAUUUAAAAUAUUUUGUCUCUUUAGUUCUGAUAGUUAAAGUUUACUAAAUAUUUCAGUUUCACAAGAUCUCUUUAUUUUUUCCUUUGUUGUUCUUCCAGUUUGAAGUAGCUCUUCUUAGUUGCCAUUUUCCUAUUGAAGCCAGGGGCCCUGCAGCAUUCUGAAGAUAGUCAAGCCCUUCACAAUAAUGAUUGAAUAUUCAAGAAUUUGCUACAUACCGGUAUACAAGUUGACCCAUGAUUGAGCUAUAAAACUUGAAAAUAGGCCAAAUUGGUUUGAAAUCGUCAGAGAGGCUUUACUUUAAUUUUAUUAAUUUUAUAUUUUUCAUAUAUUACCCAGCUAAAUCAUGAGCUCAAGAAGAACAUUUUAUGUACUCUGAGAUGCAAAAUAUUGCAUUUUGGAUCACUCAGAAUGCACUAUUUUACAUCCAUAUUUAAAAUUUUUCCAGGGGCAUACCCCUAGAACCCCUGCCUUUUUUCGCAUCACAGUGGCUGUGUUACGCUUUGGGUCUGCCUACUACCCUUUUCCAAAAGCCCUCUACCCCCCCCCCCCCAUCCCAAAAAUUAUUGACAGGGGUGGAUAAUGCUUAGAUAUUUGUUAUUAGUAGUAUAAUUUUUUUUUUAAUCAGGACUAUGCACACAGGUAUCAGGUGGCAUGUUUGUAGAAAGUAAUCUUAGAUUUGAACUGUCAUUCUCCUUAUGACCUUAGUCGCUUCUCAUUGUCACACUAUGUUUUAUGGUCUUCAAAUUUGCAAAAAGUUAAGAACUGAGGUUCUCUUUUAAGACUUCUCACAGCUGAAGCACUGACAUUGUUACAUGUCAGAUAUUUAUUUCCUUCCAUUGCAAUUUCUACUUUCAAAUUGAAACAAUUUUUUUGUUAUGGCAACAGGAAGAUUACAUCUGAAAUCUGACUUGGUCAACCAUUGCUCAAUAAUAAUGUUCGUAUUGAUAUAAAACCAUAAUGAUUGUCAUUGUGCAUUCAAACUUUUUUCCUCAAGGCAUGCCUGUGUUUGUAGGUUUGGCUAGUCAGUGUCUAAAAUUAACUCAGCUAUGCUGGUGAAAGAAAUGGUCAGACACAUAGAAUGAAGUGUGUGCAGGUGUGCCUUGAAGAAGAGAAGUUUGGGAAUCAAACCUGUGUUCUCACAACAUGUCAAAAUCUUUGGAAAAACUACCAAUGAAAUAUUACUUUAUUGUAUUGGUUCUACUGUGCAUUUAUUUCCAUGCCAUAUAUGUUAUUACAAACAAAUAAACAUUUG